UGAGUUGAUUCGUAGAAAGCACCUACAACCGUACCUAGGACAUAGGAAACCUGACCAUCCUUCUUUCCACUAGGUACUUCUUUUUACGUGGCUGCAUAGUAUUUCACUGGGAGAACAGGUCAACCGGGCCAGUCCCGCCUGAUGAACACUGAGGUCCAUCCAUUCACGCGAACAUCUUUACUGAGCCCCUACUGUGUGCGGAGUCCCGCGCUGGAGGCUGGCACAAGAAGGCCCUGGUACCAAUUUCUCCGCCAAGACGCAUGGCAGGUAGCAAAAGUCCCAUGGUGCGAAAGGGUAACGGACACCGCCAGUGGCCUUCAAAAGGACUGCCCCGUUAGCGCACCCACCUUCCAGGGCUUGGCUGGAACCCGCACGUUUAGAAUGGCAGGUUGGGGAACUGCCGCCUUUCUGGGGAAAGGUGCUGACGUGGGCCUCGGCGGGCGGUCGGCUGGGAAGCGACGGCCCCAGCGAGGCCCGCAGCGCGGCCACACCCCUGUGCGGGAGGGGAGCGAGGGCGCCCCGAAGGGAGUGGACAGCCCCCCUGUCAGUCUUCCCGAGUCGGGGAGUGUAAGAUGAGAAGGGGGAAGGUGGGCCUCACCCUCGGGGAGAGCGAGGAGGAACUUCCUGCCCGCGCGCGCGCUCCUCGGUGCCGAGCGCACGGGCUGGGAGGCCGUAGGCGCGUCAAGGUCAGCCUGGACGGGGGUGGCUGCCUGCCUGGGGGCGGGAGACCCUCCCGGAGGGCUGGGCUGCGGCCUCCGAGCGCCUCGGCCAUAUUGAACAGCCACGGCUGAGUCGUCUUUGUCUGCGAAGUCCUCUCCCAAGCUGCAGGCGAGUCCCCGAGGCAGGAAGAGCCACGGGGCAGCCCGUGCGCCCCAACUCGGAGCCCGUGCACCGCGUUCGCAGCUGGCCGGUGGGCUUUGAGCCUCAGGACCCAUCUCACCCCCGGCCCACGUAAGCAUCCCCGGGGGUUGAUUCCCGCCACUCCUUGGUGGGGAGCCGGACUUGACCAAGACUGGACUCGGUUGCGGGCAGAGAAGUUAGGAGGGGCUGGCUCCUCCUUGGCUGGAGAGGUGAGACCCUCCGGGCAGUUCGGCCGCGACCCCCCGCCCCCAAGACCCAGGCCUACUUGUAGUUUGGGGUCGUUGCCCCCACCCCAGCUUUCACCCUGGAGAUCUUAAAGACCCUCGAGAAAAGCCACGUGGGGGGCUGGUUCCCCUGGGGCUUCCUCCCAUCCCCCGACUGCCUGAUCCUGUGGAGCGUCCCAGAUGUCUGCAAAGACGUGGAUCUGGAUGUCCUCGUGGAAGCCUUGAAACCCGUGGGGACCUUUAAGAAGAUUGGCAAGGUGUUCCGCAGGGAGGAGGACUCCACGGUGGGGAUGCUGCAGAUCGGGGAGGACGUCGACUAUUUGCUCAUCCCCCGGGAGGUCAGGCUGGCCGGGGGCGUGUGGAGGGUCAUCUCCAAGCCGGCCACCAAGGAGGCCGAAUUUCGGGAGCGGCUGACCCAGUUUCUGGAGGAAGAAGGCCGCACGCUGGAGGACGUGGCCCGCAUCAUCGAGAAGAGCACCCCACACCCGCCCCAGCCCCCCAAAAAGCCCAAGGAGCCCCGAGUGAGGAGGAGAGUCCCGCAAAUGGUGACCCCUCCCCCGCGGCUGGUCGUGGGCACCUAUGACAGCAGCAACGCCAGCGACAGCGAGUUCAGUGACUUCGAGACCUCCAGAGGCAAGGGUGACAAGGGUCACCACGGCCCGGGGCGCGGCAGGAGGGUGCGCAAAAUGCCUGUCAGUUACCUGGGCAGCAAAUUUCUGGGGAGCGACCUGGAAAGCGGGGAUGACGAGGAACUGGUGGAGGCCUUCCUGCAGCGGGGGGAGAAGAAGCCCAGCGCGCCACCUGCCCGCCGCCGCGUGAACCUGCCGGUGCCCAUGUUUGAGGACAACCCCAGGCCGCAGCUGUCCAAGGCGGACAGGUGGCGAGAGUACGUCAGCCAGGUGUCCUGGGGGAAGCUGAAGCGGAGGGUGAAGGGCUGGGCGCCGAGGUCCAGCCCCGAGGUGGGCGAGGCCCGGCAGGCCUCUCCCAGGGUGGAGAGGGACGGGGCAUGGGCACCAGGCAGGGCCAGCCUGGGGGAUAAUAUGGGCAACGCAGGAGGCGGCCAGGCGCCCGAGACUGCCCCAAGACGAUGGAGGCCCAGAAUCAACUGGGCCUCUUUCCGCCGUCGUAGGAGGGAGGAAGCAGCAGCAUCCACAGUUCAGGUGGCAGAGGCUGCAGACGGUCAGAGGGUAGAGGCUGCAGACGAUCAGAGGGCAGAGGCUGCAGACGAUCAGAGGGCAGAGGCUGCAGACGAUCAGGGGGCAGAGGCUGCAGACGAUCAGAGGGCAGAGGCUGCAGACGAUCAGGGGGCAGAGGCUGCAGGUAAUCAGAGGGUGGAGGCUAUAGCUAAUCAGAGGGCAGAGGCCAUACCCGUCCAGGGGGCAGAGGCCGAGGAUAAUCCCGGGGCAGAAGCCAUAGCUGUCCAGAGGGCAGAGGCUGCAAAUAAUCGGAGGGAAGGGGCUGCAGAUAAUCAGAGGGCAGAGGCCCCAGUUGUCCAGGAAGCUGAAGCCUCAGCUGCCCGGGUGGCCACAGGGGCAACCCAGGGAGCUAGGGCCCGGAAACAGGUCAAGACAGUGAGGUUCCAGACUCCUGGACGUUUCUCAUGGUUUCGCAGGCGGCGGAGAGCCUUCUGGCACACUCCUCGGUUGCCAACCCUGCCGGAGAGAGUCCCCAGGGCAGGCGAGGCCAGGAGCCUUAGGGUGUUGAGGGCAGAGGCCAGAGCAGAAGCGGAGCAGGGAGAACGCGAAGACCAGCUGUGAGGUGAGGGCAGGGGUGCCCCGGACCACACCGCCACCGGCCACGCUCUCGGCCUCGCAAGGCACGGUCCUCCUCUCCCGCACUUGGAUGGAGACGCUCUUCCUGCCUCCGUACUUGAAAAUGGAGGCUGGGGCGCCUGGGUGGCUCAGUCGGUUGGGCAUCCGACUUCGGCUCAGGUCAUGAUCUCGCGGUUUGUGAGUUCGAGCCCCGCGUCGGG
This is a messenger RNA of Herpailurus yagouaroundi (jaguarundi), 3057 nucleotides long. RefSeq names its product coiled-coil domain containing 8 subunit of 3M complex (gene CCDC8). Bases 1376 to 2842 code for a protein of 488 amino acids. The transcript has a single exon. Gene Ontology annotation, cellular component: 3M complex. Gene Ontology annotation, biological process: regulation of mitotic nuclear division; microtubule cytoskeleton organization. The record is from RefSeq and is a predicted model, not a curated record. NCBI's taxonomy places the organism in Eukaryota, Metazoa, Chordata, Mammalia, Carnivora, Felidae.